Racocetra fulgida is the source of this 218-nucleotide messenger RNA. NCBI's taxonomy places the organism in Eukaryota, Fungi, Glomeromycota, Glomeromycetes, Diversisporales, Gigasporaceae. The record is from the annotation of a GenBank genome assembly.
GCCUGAUUGCGCAUUUUCUCAUCCAAAUGGCAAAAAGGACCACACACCAAAUAUUUCCGAACGUACAUUUGUAUCUGUACCUGACGAGAUGACGGAGAAGAUUAUUCCAUCUAAGAAUAACAAUGACGAGGAGUCGUUGGAGGUCAAAGAUGUUGCGGAGAAUUGUGCACGACCGGAGGAUAAUAAAGAGAAUGAAAUUGGUAAUGAAGCUACUAAAA